Messenger RNA from Dictyostelium discoideum AX4, 345 nucleotides. RefSeq lists its product as hypothetical. The record is from RefSeq and is a predicted model, not a curated record. The coding region runs from base 1 to 345 and encodes 114 amino acids. Lineage: Eukaryota; Evosea; Eumycetozoa; Dictyosteliales; Dictyosteliaceae. The transcript has a single exon.
AUGGUUUUUCAAAAUAAUAAAAAUUAUAUUUUAAAUGAUAGUGAAAGUUUAUUAGAAGAAAAUAAUAAUAUUAAUUUCAAAAAUAAAGAAAAAAAAUACACACAAGAUCAACAAGAAAAACAAAAUAAUUAUAUUGAUUUUAGACAAGAUAAAAUAAAAUGUAAACAUUAUUAUUAUGCAAGAUUAUUCUUUUUCAUUGGAUUAUUAUUAUAUUUCCCAUUAAUUUAUUCAAUAAUGUAUAUUCAAGAACCAAAUAAACAUAUUAGAAGAUACUCAAUUGCAGCUUUACUUCCAUUUAUAAUAUAUCCAUCAUUUUUAAUUUUAAUUACAUUUACUUCAAAUUAG